Quercus lobata is the source of this 896-nucleotide messenger RNA. Its product is annotated as voltage-gated hydrogen channel-like protein. The record is from RefSeq and is a predicted model, not a curated record. Lineage: Eukaryota; Viridiplantae; Streptophyta; Magnoliopsida; Fagales; Fagaceae. The transcript has a single exon. Gene Ontology annotation, molecular function: voltage-gated proton channel activity. Gene Ontology annotation, biological process: proton transmembrane transport. Bases 29 to 793 code for a protein of 254 amino acids. Gene Ontology annotation, cellular component: plasma membrane.
UAUAUCUAAUCCUCAACUUCCAUCAUCAAUGAAAAAGCCUAUGUCCUUCAAUGGAUUAUCUCAAAUCCAACAAUCACAACCUGCCACCAACUCAUUAACCUUAGAAUCCCUUGAAUCCUCGGUGCAUAAUCUCAUGAAAAGCUGGUACAGAAGGCAAAGAUGGGAGCUCAUCUUCUUUAACUCCACACAGCAAGACCAGGACCUGAAUAGAGCACCAUGGAGAACCCAGUUGGCCAAAUUUCUAGAAUCCACCUCAGUUCGUAUUAUUGCCAUUCUACUGCUUCUUCUGGACCUUAUCUUCACUAUCCUUGAACUUUCUUCCUCUCUACUUUCAUGUCCUCCAAACACGAACAAGCAGAUACAGAAAGUUUGGUACCAUUGGGUAGGGAUUGCCAUCUUGAGCAUGCUUUCAGCGAGGAUAGUUGCUUUAGCCGUGGGAUUAGGCAGAUCAUUCUUUAGGCGACCGGGUUAUGUAGUUGACAGUGUAGUUCUUAUGGUGGCAUUGGUUUUGGAAGCUUUCUUGGAGGGAAGGGGAGGCGGGUUGCUUGUUGUAGUGAGUCUGUGGCGUGUUGUCAGGGUUGUAGAGAGUGCCUUCGAGCUAAGCGACGAGGCCAUUGAAGCACAGAUUAAAGUGAUAGUAUCCCAGUUUGAAGCGGUGCGAGAAGAGAAUAGGAGACUCUCGGAGACCAUUGCUGAGAAGGAUAAGAUGAUAGAGAAGCUCAGGGAAGAAGUGGAUCAAUGUACAUACGUAGACAUGCUUGAGAUGGUUCCAGCUGCCUCCUUAACUUAUUAGCACUACUUUAGCACAUUCUAGGGUAAGAGUCAGAGAUCAUCUCUAGCCAUACAUAUAUGUUGUGUGCAUGGCUGUAUAUAUGCACUAUAUAUGCACAUGUGUA